Molecule: messenger RNA, 1254 nt
Organism: Babesia sp. Xinjiang
Lineage: Eukaryota; Apicomplexa; Aconoidasida; Piroplasmida; Babesiidae
Product: DnaJ -like protein
Exons: 2
Coding region: 1-1254 (417 amino acids)
Biological process (GO): response to heat; protein refolding
Cellular component (GO): cytosol; cytoplasm
Molecular function (GO): Hsp70 protein binding; ATP binding
Source: RefSeq, a predicted model, not a curated record
AUGUUCUUCGGUGAUUUUGGCUUUGGCGGAAUGCCAGGAGGCAUGCCGCAUCAUCGUUCAAGAGAGGUUGAUAAUGAAAAAUUCUACAAAACGCUAGAAUUGUCGAGAGACUGCUCUGAAAGUGAGAUUAAGAAGGCUUAUAGAAAACUCGCCAUUAAACAUCACCCUGAUAAGGGUGGUGAUCCUGAGAAGUUCAAAGAGAUUUCCAGGGCUUAUGAGGUACUAUCAGAUCCCGAGAAACGCCGCAUCUAUGACGAACACGGUGAGGAAGGCGUUGAUGGCAACUUCUCCCAUGGUGACGCGAGUGAUAUAUUCGACCUGUUCUUUGGCGGUGGUCGUAAAUCCAAGGGUAAAAAGCGUGGUGAAGAUGUUGUGACGCAGCUCAAGGUCACUCUGGAACAGAUGUACAACGGAGCUAUGCGAAAGCUAGCAAUUAACAAGGAUGUUGUAUGUGAGAGCUGUGACGGUCUCGGUGGACCUAGUGACGCUUUCGUUAACUGCGACUUAUGUAACGGUCGUGGUAUCCGUGUUCAGAUUCGUCAGAUGGGUGCCAUGAUUCAGCAGUCUCAAUGUAUGUGUAAUGCUUGCAAUGGACAAGGUCGUACAAUCAGCGAUUCUAAACGUUGCAAGAGCUGUUCCGGUAGAGGUGUGAUGCAAACUAAGAAGAUAUUGGAAGUUAGCAUCGAGCGUGGUGUACCAGAUCAGCACCGGGUAACAUUCCAUGGUGAAGCUGAUGAAAGACCCAACGAAAUUCCUGGGAAUGUUGUUUUUAUCAUCUGCCAGGCACCUCAUGAGCAAUUCAAGCGUAGCGGCGCUGAUCUUAUCAUGCUGAAGACAAUUCAAUUAUAUGAAGCAUUGACCGGAUGCACGUUUUACGUUAAACAUCUAGAUGGGCGCAUAUUAGCUGUCCAGACACCGGAGAAUGAGAUUGUUCGUCCCGGAUCUGUAUUUGUCAUUGAGAAUGAGGGUAUGCCUGUAUUCAAGAGUGCGUUUGGCAAGGGUAAUCUUUAUGUAACUUUUGAGGUUCAAUUCCCGAUUUCACGCAAGUUUAGUGCCGUCGAGAAAGAGAGACUCCUGGAACUUUUCCCCUACAAACCUGAGCAGCCGCCAUCAGGUGUUUCCACUAUUGUGAACGUUGGAGCCAGCGAGGUUGACCCUGAAGAAAUCCAAGAAAGAGCACGCGUCCAUGCUCACGUGGAACACGAUAGGGACGAUGAACCGGAAGGUAAUCGCGUGCAGUGCAAGCAGCAAUGA